Hyla sarda is the source of this 1318-nucleotide messenger RNA. It is a transcript of the gene SLC48A1, whose product is annotated as solute carrier family 48 member 1. Gene Ontology annotation, molecular function: heme binding; heme transmembrane transporter activity. The coding region runs from base 113 to 550 and encodes 145 amino acids. Gene Ontology annotation, cellular component: plasma membrane; lysosomal membrane. NCBI's taxonomy places the organism in Eukaryota, Metazoa, Chordata, Amphibia, Anura, Hylidae. Gene Ontology annotation, biological process: heme transport. The transcript is spliced from 3 exons. The record is from RefSeq and is a predicted model, not a curated record.
GCUGACCAAUGAGCGGUGAGAAGAGGAGAGCGCUCUUGUUUGCUCACCCCCGGGUCUGGAGCGAGGUCUGUAGUGUCCCUGUGUUGUCGGAGGAGUGCACCCCUGGGUCUCCAUGGCGGUCACCAAGCAGCUCUGGAUCCGGAUCAUUUACGCCACUGUGGGCACCGUAUUUGGUGUGUCGGCUUUCCUGGCAUGGAAUGUGGCCUUUGGACAGCCCUGGACUGCGGCCAUGGGGGGCCUGUCAGGUGUUUUGGCCCUGUGGGCUCUCAUCACACACAUCAUGUAUGUCCAGGACUUCUGGAGAACAUGGCUGAAGGGACUGCGCUUCUUCCUCUGUAUUGGGAUUUUCUUCUUUACCCUGGCUGUCAUAGCAUUCAUCACAUUUCUUGCUUUAGCCAUAUCUAAUCAUCAGUCUUUCACUGAUCCAAAGAGUUUCUACUUGUCUUGUGUAUGGAGUUUCAUGUCCAUGAAGUGGUCCUUCCUGCUGGGCCUCUACUCAUUCCGCUACAGGAAAGAGUUUGCUGACAUCAGCAUCCUCAGUGACUUCUGAUCUGACCCACUAAUCUCUAGUGACUGAAAGUGGAUUUUUUUUAUUGCCUUUGAUUAUAUAACAAGCUCCAUGACAUCUGCUCAGCUAUUCCACAGUGACUUCUGAAGGAGCCUUAGUGGAGAUGAACAAUGCUUUCACAUUUUAUUUUGGUUUCCACAUCUGCUUCCUCCAUGACAUGUCAUUUUUUUAUAUAUAUUACUGGUUUUUCUUUCUUUUCUUUUUCCCCCCUAUUUUACGAAUUAACCUCUUCUGGUUAUGAAAUGUACAAUUAUUUAAUAGCGUUAGCAGAGCGGACAGAGCUCAUCAGCACAGUCACUUUAUCGCGGCUCUGCCCAAACGGAAAUGGAUUGAUCAGGCCUAGCGAUUCCACGGAGCGGAACGUGUCUUCAUGAAGAUGUCUUGUCUGUAGUUAGUUACAUCACAGUGCAAGCAUUUUACUUUUCUUUUAAGCAUAUUCAGCUUUCUAGAGUUUCUGUGUCCGCGUGUAACAAAAAAAAAAAAAAAGGAUAUUUUUGGAGUUUGUCCUCCAAAGUUAAAAAAAAUAAAUAAAAAUAAAAUAAAAGAUUUUAAUUAGAUGGGUUGUAAAGGGCAGUUGCAGCCAACAUGGACAUCAGCAUUUUAGUGUAUAACACUUGUGGAGGUUAUGAUAUUUCUCACUAUGAAUGUUGGUUAUUUCAAUGUGUAAUACAUCGGUGUAUCAUUCAGAGAUUAAUCUGUUUUGAAAACUGGAUUUUUUUUUUUUUUUAUAAAACAACUUUUAACGGCUAA